Messenger RNA from Nymphaea colorata (pocket water lily), 1285 nucleotides. RefSeq lists its product as uncharacterized. NCBI's taxonomy places the organism in Eukaryota, Viridiplantae, Streptophyta, Magnoliopsida, Nymphaeales, Nymphaeaceae. Gene Ontology annotation, biological process: protein ubiquitination. Bases 1 to 1071 code for a protein of 356 amino acids. The transcript has 4 exons. The record is from RefSeq and is a predicted model, not a curated record. Gene Ontology annotation, molecular function: ubiquitin protein ligase activity.
AUGAACGGCCUUGCUGGGUCGUCCUUGUCUGACUGGCUAGGCAUGCCAAAUUAUGUGGCAAUGAGUUUAAACUUUUUGAUAAAUUUGAAGUCUUGUGUGAGGUUUCUUGUGGUGGUUACCUCCCAUAUGGGAUGGUUAAUGCUGGAAUCGUUAGACACCACUACCUUAGUCAAAUUAGCAACCUGUAAACCUGAUAAGUUGGUGAGGAUCCGUGGAUCUUUGAAAGGGUUCAGAAUCAUCUUCUUAACUGCAUGCUGUGCCAGCAUACAUGUUCAGGACCUUUUUACUACCACAAUAAGUUUGGAUACCCAUGUUGUCAUCCUCACAAAAUUACGACCCCGAUGGAUGUCCUCGUUUUACUACCUUUUCUUUUAUCUCGAAGCCCACCUUGUUCCCUAUAAAACAAUCGGAAAUCAACCCAUUCUUCAAACGGCGUCUUGCUUCCCCUUCUAUCUUGAGCUACUAAAAAGAUACAUCUUUCCCUUCUCCCCUGUUUCUGCUCCUCCUUCUCCUCCUCCUCCCACUUAUUUCUGUUUGUGCUUUUAUCAAGUUCAUCUUCUUUUUCUUGAUUCUUUCAUGGGCUUCCCUUCUGCUGCCAUUUAUGGCAUCCGAAUCCCAAGCCUUGUGCUGGAUUCCUUUUACGUACUGGUGCAGAUCAAGCUGUUAAUCACUUGGGUGGUCUCCCUUCUUGAUCUUCUGGAAGAUGCGGAUGACGAGCCAAAGAACCGUGGAGCGCCGUCGGCUAGCUCACAAACGAUUAAGAAGGCUCUGGCAGUUGUUGAAUUCGGCAGUUUUCUUGACAAGUUUGCUGAGUGCCAAAAAGAGGAGACGACCUGUGCGGUUUGCUUGUGCUGCCUAGAGAGAAGACAUGAAAUAAGGGAAUUGUACAACUGCAGUCAUGUGUUCCACAAGGGAUGUCUGGAUAAAUGGGUGGAUCAAGGGCAGUAUACUUGCCCCUUGUGCAGAUCCCCUUUGAUGCCUCUGUCGACGGGGAGAUCCGAUGAUGAUGAUUCGUGGUUAAUCGAUAGAAUAUCGUACCUAUUUGGCGAGGACUUGUUCACAGAGAAUUGAUCUCUCCUCUUCUUUCUAUCUAGAUCAUUUGAAAUAGGGACAAUCUUUGUGGGAAUUUUUUCAGUGCUAUUUGUUUCCAUACAUGAGAUACAGAGCCAUAGAUAUUGAUGCAACAGACGGAAGUGGGAUUUUUUGGGGUUACUGUAAAUACCAACAUGUUACGGAUUGUUAGUUUGACUUUGCUAAUGAAAUCCAGAUAUUUGUCUCUCUGAUA